Messenger RNA from Fonsecaea erecta, 1683 nucleotides. RefSeq lists its product as hypothetical. The coding region runs from base 1 to 1683 and encodes 560 amino acids. NCBI's taxonomy places the organism in Eukaryota, Fungi, Ascomycota, Eurotiomycetes, Chaetothyriales, Herpotrichiellaceae. The record is from RefSeq and is a predicted model, not a curated record. The transcript has 3 exons.
AUGUUCAACGUUGCGUGCAAAGACCCCUUUGAAGCCGAGAAAGUGGGCGAACGCCGAGCUCGAAAAGCCAGAGAAACCAACGAGGCUGUUGACAGUAUCAAUGAUGCCCUCAGCAGGAUCUCCCUGUCCGGUCAGACAUCAGAACCACCUGGCAUCUUCAGUAGUGUAUCGAGCAGAUCCUCGAGGGCAUCUUCGGUCAUAGGAUCUGUGUCCAUCAAGUAUGAUAACAUGUCACACAUGCACUCUUCUGGGCUACAUGAUACAGCAAGCCAGAAGAGCCAGCCAUUUUGCCAUCGAAAAAGGGGCAAAGAACGUACUAGACGAGGAUCCCUCACAAAUUCUGAAACAAAUCCUUUUGCCAGUCAUGACCACGGCGCCAUGAAGCACGCUUCCACCGAGGAAACAUGGACGCAUCCAAUGAUGCCAAAUGCCAAACAAUUGACGCCAUCGUCGUCUUCGACGAGUUCAACCUCUCCUCGACACGCCCAUACCGCUGUCACCCAAUAUGCCCAAGUACGCGUGUCCACGCCAGCGGCAGAGGGCCCAGAUCCCUUUGUCCGCUUCCAGCGUUUGCUGCGCAGGAUUGAGAGAACCAGCCAUCGGAUCUCCGUGGCGAGGCUGGCUGAGCAAUGGCCAGAUGAUGAAGAGGGCGACAGCAUGGCGCACGAAUUUGAAUUUGAGACGACUUUAUACGCCAUUGUUCACGCUCAGAGGCUCGCUUUCCCCGAAGGGACGAACGGGCCUGCCUUCCCAGUCCCGAGAGGAUUGGACCGUGGGGACGUGAACAGGCUUGCGGCCGCCAAUAUACUUCAUCUGGGCUCUGUGACUGGUUCGCCAGAAGCGUGGUAUCUGAGUACCAAAUAUUCCACUUCCAUCAUCCACAGCCUAGGAGUGGACCAACUCCAGUUUGACCUGCCAUCAUCCAGCUGGGGGCAGCCGCCGAACCUGCAACUCGAAGAGUGGACCAACUUUCCACGUCUUGACUACGUUGACCGGAUCUUCGACGUCGUGAUUGUCGCUCACCACCUUUUCGAGAGGAUUAAAUGUACCUUGUGGCCUCUUCUGAUUCAGGAGAUAUCUCGUGUUCUCGUGCCGGACGCCAUACUCGUUGUUUCCACCAUCGACGCCGUUCCUCAGCGCUGUGGACCGAUGCUUAGCUCCUGGACUCAGCAAACCGUGAUGGUCAAUCUCCUUCGACGAUUCAUGGUCCCCGAGCCCAGCUUGUUACUGCCCUCCUGGUUGGAAGAAGACGGCCACUUCACCCCGGAGUUAGUCGACCGUCUCCAGUUUCCUUGCGGAGCAGCUCUCGGACUUAGUCCAGUACCAAUCCAUGCCGCUAGUGAAGCCAUGGACCCCGUCAUCCGAAGACGAAGAAAGUCAUACUCUUCGCAGCUCCCUGGGGUCCGACUUGCUCAGGUCAUUGAAGAGCCAGAACCUGUAAAGGUGACUUCACAGAAUCCCCAAGAUCUUGCUGUGUCUUUGACAGGUUGGAAGUUCUAUGAAAGGAUAUACGCAAGGUUUCUUCCUCGCGAAAGAGAACACUCACAUUUGCAAGACGGUUUCUCUGGCUCGUCUCUUACACGAGGGUGGUGGACACAAGACGAGAGUAUCUUGCGCGAGUGUCAAAAAACUCAGCCAUGCUUUGAAAUGGCCAUGUUUGUGUAUAGAAGGAACCAUUCUUAA